UCUCUUAUCCAAACUAAAGGACCUCCCCUUCCCUCGCUCUCUCGAUGUGUCCCUGCAUUCAUUGAAGGCCAAACCUUCGCCUCGGUAACAUCCUCUCUCUCUCUCUCUCUGUAUCCAUUGAAGGCCAAAACUUUGACAUCACCUCAGACGGACAAGAUACUGAAGCAUGGCGGUAGCUGUACAGUCUUUUAGUUCACCUUGCUACCGUGAUACACAGUUCAUCUCUGGCAAUAGGAGUAACCGAAAGCUUCUUAGAAAGAGGAUGGUUGAUUCUGACACCAUAGUUCUGGUGAAGAUUUGUUCCGGGGCUCGAGGUAAAAUUCAUUGCAGUUUGAAAGCGAGAUUUUCAAGUCCUUCCUCCGGUUACAAGUCAGGAUUGUCUAAGGGAAGACCUCCAUUUGAGGCAUUAACAUUGUGGAACAAACUAAAAGAGCAGAGCCGACAAUCCUUGUUAAAACUAGUGGGCAUCUUAGCUUGCACUUUCCUCAUAGUUCCAUCUGUUGAUGCUGUUGAUGCUCUCAAAACUUGUGCCUGCUUACUGAAGGAAUGCAGGAUAGAACUUGCCAAGUGUAUUUCUAACCCUUCCUGUGCUGCCAACGUCGCUUGUCUCCAGACCUGCAAUAACCGACCAGAUGAAACAGAAUGCCAGAUUAAGUGCGGAGAUCUCUUUGAGAACAGUGUCGUUGAUGAAUUCAACGAAUGUGCUGUCUCGAGGAAAAAGUGCGUGCCCAGAAAAUCCGAUCUGGGAGAGUUUCCUGCUCCUGACCCGGCUGUUCUCGUUAAGAGAUUCAACAUUGGGGACUUCAGUGGAAAGUGGUACAUAUCGAGUGGCUUGAAUCCGACCUUUGAUACCUUCGAUUGCCAGUUACAUGAGUUCCACACUGAAUCUGACAAGCUUGUUGGCAACCUCUCGUGGAGAAUACGCACCCCAGAUGGCGGGUUUUUUACGAGGUCGACAGUGCAAAAAUUUGUGCAAGACCCAAACCAGCCCGGCAUUCUUUACAAUCAUGACAAUGAGUACCUUCACUAUCAAGAUGACUGGUAUAUCCUGUCUUCUAAAGUAGAGAACGGACCCGAUGACUACGUUUUUGUGUAUUACCGAGGAAGAAACGAUGCUUGGGAUGGCUAUGGUGGUGCAGUUGUGUACACAAGAAGUGCAGUCUUACCCAAUAACAUUGUACCAGAACUCGAAAGAGCAGCAAAAAGCGUCGGCCGGGACUUCAGCAAGUUCAUCAGAACAGAUAACACUUGUGGACCUGAGCCUCCGCUCGUGGAGAGAAUAGAGAAGACGGUGGAAGAAGGGGAGAGAACGAUCAUUAGGGAAGUCGAACAGAUCGAAGGGGAGGUGGCGAAAGUGGGAGAGACCGAGAUGACUUUGCUUCAGAGGUUGGUCGAAGGGUUUAAGGAACUGAAGCAAGACGAGGAGAAUUUCUUGCAAGGUUUGAACAAAGAAGAGAUGGAGCUGUUGAGUGAACUGAAAAUGGAAGCAAGUGAAGUUGAGAAACUAUUUGGCAAAGCAUUGCCUAUUAGGAAGCUGAGGUAAUAAGAAGAAACCCAGACUUCAAGAACACUCACAUACAUACAUACAUAUAUAUAUAUAUGUCUACAUUCAUUUUGCAGAAUGCAUGUUUAACAUUCAUUA
This is a messenger RNA of Tarenaya hassleriana, 1642 nucleotides long. Its product is annotated as violaxanthin de-epoxidase, chloroplastic. Gene Ontology annotation, biological process: xanthophyll cycle. Gene Ontology annotation, molecular function: violaxanthin de-epoxidase activity. Lineage: Eukaryota; Viridiplantae; Streptophyta; Magnoliopsida; Brassicales; Cleomaceae. The coding region runs from base 167 to 1543 and encodes 458 amino acids. The transcript has 6 exons. The record is from RefSeq and is a predicted model, not a curated record.